Molecule: messenger RNA, 2908 nt
Organism: Gasterosteus aculeatus aculeatus (three-spined stickleback)
Lineage: Eukaryota; Metazoa; Chordata; Actinopteri; Perciformes; Gasterosteidae
Product: E3 ubiquitin-protein ligase rnf146
Biological process (GO): ubiquitin-dependent protein catabolic process; Wnt signaling pathway
Cellular component (GO): cytoplasm; nucleus
Molecular function (GO): zinc ion binding; ubiquitin protein ligase activity; poly-ADP-D-ribose binding
Source: RefSeq, a predicted model, not a curated record
CAUCGCGUAUUCUCACGUCGUGGUCUUUAUGUCAGCUCCGUUUUCGGAGGAAAACAAAGCCCGUUAAACGUUGGAGGUCGGCCAGCUAGCGCUUGGAAUCAGUGGCGUUACACGAAUCGUAUCUUCGCAAAAGAAACACCACAGCAACGUUUGACGCUUAAGGAUCCAUCAACUCUCCUCAUGCUACAUCAGUGUUGAGGCACUUCCGUACUUCCUCAGGAUGGCUAGCUGUGGAGAGGUAGACCACUCUGUCAGUUCGCUUCCAUCCAGUAAGAAAGGCAAUAACGGUGGAAGUGGGAACAGUGCCGAAUCGUCAUGCUCAGGCUCCAGUAACCCGUCCCCAGCCCUGUCUGUGCCGGAGUGUGCCAUCUGUCUGCAGAGCUGCGUCCACCCAGUCCAACUACCGUGCCAUCACGUCUUCUGUUUCCUGUGCGUAAAAGGAGCGUCCUGGCAGAGCAAACGCUGUGCUCUCUGUAGACAGGAAGUACCGGAUGACUUCCUGGAAAGGCCGACACUUCUCUCUCCGGAGGAGCUGAAGGCGUCGGCGGGAGGCAGGGGAGGGGCAGCCAGUGAUCACGCCUGGUACUACGAGGGCCGUAAUGGCUGGUGGCAGUAUGACGAGCGGACCAGCCGCGAGCUGGAGGACGCUUUUUCCAAGGGCAAGAAAACCGCUGAAAUGCUUAUUGCUGGGUUUUUAUAUGUAGCUGACUUGGAGAACAUGGUGCAAUACAGGCGCAACGAGCACGGUCGUAGGCGCAAGAUGAAAAGGGACGUUUUGGAUAUCCCCAAGAAGGGAGUGGCGGGACUGCGUUUGGACACGGAGGGUGUUACUGGGGCCAUUGGGGCAGCAGGUCGGGAAAGCUCUGCUGAUGGAGCGGAUAUGACAGUAGCCGGUGCACAGCAGCAGGUUACCGGUAUACCCUCUACUGUCGCAGCACCGACGAGACCUCCCACCUCCCUUGGCGCCCAGCCGGGCGCCAGCAGCGGCAGCCCCACUGUGGAGGAUGCUCUCUCCCAACUGCAAAUCACACCCAGGCCCACACCUUCUCACGAGCGGUCUGAUGCUGGGGAAGGGGAGGAAGAAGAUGAGGAAGAGGAGGCCUCACCCUCCAGGUCCUCUGACCCUCACACCUCUGUGGACGAGUCUGGCUCUGGAGACUGGAGCGAUGAUGAUGAUGAAGAGGAGGAGGAGGGGGGAGAUGGCGAGCGUGUAGAGCCCUGGGAGGAUAGGCCACGGAGGCAAAGACUGACUCCAGAGGACAGAACCCCUCCUGGCGCGGAGUCUGCGUCGCCUCCUUCGUCCAGUAGCAGUGGAAGGUCCAGAAUGCCUGACGGCCAGUGCACGGUGACUGAAGUGUGAAGUCGUCAUUAAGGCCUCCAUCAACAAAUUGCUAUUUUUCAUUUCAUUAAUUUAUUCCUCGCUGUAUGCUGUCAUUUACUCCCGUCACGGAUCGGAUGAGUAGAUUUGCUCGGAAAAAGAGAAGUUAAACAUAACCUACUCUCAUAUUUGAGAUAAACCACUAAAUUUGCUCACAAUAUUUCAGGAUGUAUCUGGAUGGUUUGUUUCAAAUCUCAUCCAAUAUAUAUAGAUAAGUAGAAUCACUGUUGAGGGUUCUAGUACUGAGGCGGGAGGCACAGCCUGCUAUUUGGUCCGAUGGAUGCUGCAUGUUGGUGUGAGCCGUGACGUCUCAUAAUAGUCUGUCCAGCAAAUCAUGUGAGGUCACAAACGUAUUGUGCUGCUCAGCUGCCAUCAGUCUGUUCACUUUUUUUUUUUUUCAUUUGGUUGAAGGCAUAUCAUGUCGUUUAAAAAUGUCACAGAAAUGGACGUUAAACGGUGAAAAUGACUUCCCACUCUGCUGCCUUGCCUAUCCAGGGAAGUCUCGUCUGUAAAUUGAUUAUCCUCCCACCCAGAGGGCUCGAGGGAGUCCAGUCAGGUCAGUGACAUUCGAGGGAAAAAGCAUGAAUUGGGACGUUACUCCUGAGAAUGGAACCAGCUGAAUUUGAAUCAUCUAGACGUUAACUCGCUCAGCUAACAUAGCACACAGAAAUGGGCUUGUUAGAGCUCAAGUCACCCGACUACUCAUGCAAAGAAUUUAACAGUUGAUAAUAAAUAGUUCCUAACCAAUUUUGUCUUACUUUGGAUUGAACUGAUAAUGAAGGCUUUCCUUCUAAUGUCUGGAAAUUGGGUCAUUUCCGAGCAGAUUGUUUGAGGAAAAGCUUUUUAGGUUGUUUAUCCAGAUAAAGAAAAGGAAACAUUUGUACUUUGCUUGUCAGCAAUGUUUAACUUCUCAAUUUAUGUGCUACAACAUUGCAACUCAAGAGCCUGCAGGAUAUUCUGGCUCCCUGCUGAUGGUUGCUCUUUGAUCUGAUUGUAAUUAACCUACAGCUUCUGAAAUCUCUAUCGUUAACAAAUUAAUGUGCAAUAUAGAAGCGCAUAUUGAAUUGAUUUUGAGGCUUUUCCAGCUUUAAAUAAUUUGAAUGUGAAGUAUCCGUGUUUUCAUUAUUAAAGCUGUCGAGGCCCCUGUAGCCUCACAAGUAUUCUUACUGUCCCUGACUGAAGUGUUCUCAAUUGGAGUGUCUCUAAUGUUUUGUGAUUCGUGCAUGUUUGAAGUCGGCAGGAUGAGGAGAGUACAUUUUUGAGUUUGUUUUAACAAAUAAUGUUGUGUUAUGUCUCUUAUGGUUGUCAAGCUGUAUGAUGUCAGAGGCAGUCAGUUGCUAUUGGCCACUCUGUAGAUUUUCAAGUUUUUUUUAUUUCUUUUUUUUAGCCAUCAUCAGCUCAGUCUUUGACUUUUCAUUCUAAAGAAUAAAGUUUAUGUAACUAUGUGUUUUUUUUAUGUUUUUUGCUCUGCAAAUUUCUUACAUGGUUUGUGACUUAAGAAUAAAUUUUAUUUCAUCAUCCUAAAAAGUA